This is a messenger RNA of Chenopodium quinoa (quinoa), 1155 nucleotides long. RefSeq lists its product as uncharacterized. Gene Ontology annotation, molecular function: nucleic acid binding; RNA-DNA hybrid ribonuclease activity. The record is from RefSeq and is a predicted model, not a curated record. The transcript has a single exon. Bases 1 to 1155 code for a protein of 384 amino acids. NCBI's taxonomy places the organism in Eukaryota, Viridiplantae, Streptophyta, Magnoliopsida, Caryophyllales, Amaranthaceae.
AUGGACAUGAAGUCACCAAGGACGAUUAAAGAAGUACAAAGAUUGACCGACUGUUUAGCAGCACUUGGUAGAUUUAUGUCAAGAUCAGGGGAUAAGUGUCGUUAUUUCUUUCAAACCAUAAAAAAGAAAGCCAUGUUUGAGUGGACAGAGGAGGCCGAGGAAUCAUUCGUACAGCUAAAAAGCCACCUUCAUACAUUGCCUCGGCUUGUCAGUCCACUCAAGAGUGAGAAGCUAUUUAUCUAUCUCGCCAUCUCUGAACACUCUCUAAGUGCUGUCCUGCUUGCUGAACGGGACGGCCACCAGAUCCAAGUCUACUUUAUCAGCCAUGUACUUCACAACGCUGAGCUGAGAUAUCCCCCUAUUGAAAAAUUUGGCUUUGCAUUAUACAUGGCAUCGAAAAAGCUGCGGCCAUACUUCUUGGCACAUUCAAUUGUGGUUUACACAGACCAACCUAUGAAGAAGCCUUUUACAACUCUAGAGGCAAGUGGCCGUAUGCUCAAGUGGGCCUUAGAAAUGAGAGGCUUUGACAUUGCAUUUGAGCCAAGAAAAGCAAUCAAGGGACAAGUCUUUGCUGAUUUUUUAGCUGAGAUGACUCGGCCGGAUUUUCAGCCGGCCGGAGACCAGAUCUGGAAGGUGUUUGUGGAUGGUAGUGCAACAACUACUGGGUGUGGUGCAUGUGUCAUAUUUCAGUCUCCUGAGGGAGAUAAGUUUCAAGCCUCCAAUAAUGAGGCCGAGUAUGAAGCCCUCCUAGCAGGUCUUAGAAUGUGUAAGGCGGCAGGAGCAACAAAAUUUGAUGUAAGCUCGGACUCCCUACUUGUAGUCGGCCAGGUGAAUGGAGACUUCGAGGCAAGGGAGCCGGCUAUGAUGAAGUAUCUGAAAAUUGUAAAGGAGGAGGCUAAGGGCCUAGAUCAUUUUACUCUACAACAAGUUCCUCGUUCGUCCAAUCAUCAGGCAGACGCCCUCUCUAAAUUAGCAUCCUCAGCAUCAUGUGAUACCCCCAGGUCGGUAUUUUGGGAGGUAAAGGAAAGAAGGAGUAUUGAUGCCGAGCCGGUACAUAUCAUUGAUAGAAGCUCCACUUGGAUGGACGGGAUCAUAUCUUAUCUAAAGGAUGGAUUACUCCCGGCCGAUCCUAAAGAGAGUUGGCUGAUGAAAUAG